Sander lucioperca (pikeperch) is the source of this 1312-nucleotide messenger RNA. RefSeq names its product butyrophilin-like protein 2. The transcript has 4 exons. Lineage: Eukaryota; Metazoa; Chordata; Actinopteri; Perciformes; Percidae. The coding region runs from base 38 to 862 and encodes 274 amino acids. The record is from RefSeq and is a predicted model, not a curated record.
GAGACGGGAUGUCUCUUUCUUUUUAUCCUGUAUUUUAAUGGACCAUGUCGGGGACUUCGUGCUUAGCUUCACUUUUCUACUCUGGACGUUGUCUGUGGUGGUCUGCAUGGCCGGUGAAGUGAUCGGGUCAUUUCAGCCAAUCGUGGCCCCUCUGGGUGGUGAUGUCAUCCUGCCGUGUCACGUGGAGCCUCAGCUCGACGUGGAGGAGCUGACUGUGGAGUGGUGGAGAUCCGACAUCCCACCGGACCCUAGAGAUCCACUGAGCAACUACAGGUAUGUCCACCGUUACCAUGACAAACACCACGAGGAGGACAUGAAGAAGCCGACGUACGCUGGGAGGACGGAGCUGUUCACAGACGGCCUGAAACACGGAAACAUUUCUCUAAAGAUCAGCAACGUGAAGCUCUCUGACCAAGGAAGAUACAGAUGCCAAAUCCACCAGUUGGGGAGGGCUUCAGUUAUUAUGCUUCUUGUUGAACCACGCUCUGUUGAAACGACAGAGACGCCGCUGCCUCCCCAUAAUCUCCAAAGUCCAGGUCCAAACAAUGAGACGGAUGUUAAAGGUGGUCGACUCUAUCUGAGCGCACAGAUCCCGGGUCUGGCUGCCUGCGUCUUACUGAUCCUGGCUGUGUUACUUCAACGAAGGUAUCGAAACACAACCACAACCAGCAGGCCACACCAAUCAGAGUCCGGGGAAAAUCUACUGGCUGUUAAGACCCAGGUGUGUGACGGCUGCGACUGUUCGUUCAAAACAACAAAGGCGGACGGUAAUAGACUGAUGGUUCAUCCAAUCACCUGCCAGGUGCCCUGCCCUUGUCCAAACUGUUACAAUGACGGCUUCUCAGACAGUUCGGUGUAUUAAACCAUCUGGCUUGUCAGUUGAGAUUCGGUGUGCUCCAAAGCCUGGUCAGCACGGUGCAGGUUUGAAAGCUGGAGGAGUGUGAGGGCCUGUUGGCACAAACGUGGCUGUGUCCAGCAGUAGAGAGACAUUUUAUAACUUUGAUUGUUAAGUUGAUUUUCUUACUGACGUCUUUUUGAACACUGUCCUCUGACUUUCCAGUCACUCCAGUUAUGAGAGUUGACAAAAUGGCGGCGCUGGGGAGGAUGAUGCGGCUGAGCCAGUGUUGUAGUGAAUGUUCAACAGUGCUGCGCUAAGUGGGAAAGUCGCAGACUGGCAUACUUGCCUUAAGUUACCAGUUAACGCUAGCUAGCUAUCUUGGUUGGCAGAUUGCUGAACAAGAAAUUUUUAGGCGAACAAAUGUUCCAUUUAAUUUUGAAGUGAAAACACACAGUGAGAAGGUCAAAGUUUAAA